Gracilinanus agilis (Agile Gracile Mouse Opossum) is the source of this 2107-nucleotide messenger RNA. RefSeq names its product polycomb group ring finger 5 (gene PCGF5). Lineage: Eukaryota; Metazoa; Chordata; Mammalia; Didelphimorphia; Didelphidae. The coding region runs from base 701 to 1468 and encodes 255 amino acids. The transcript has 12 exons. Gene Ontology annotation, cellular component: PRC1 complex. Gene Ontology annotation, biological process: regulation of transcription by RNA polymerase II. The record is from RefSeq and is a predicted model, not a curated record.
CCCGGGCGCCUUGGGCUCCGCUCUUGCGCGCUCCUGCCGUUCGGAGUUCUCCCUCCUUCCCCUGCCGCUAACACACCCCACUCCUCCUCUUCCUCCUCCUGUGAAACUCCUCCGAGCCACUGUUCAGUUACCUACCGCCGCCCCACGCGCGCGCGCGCGCACACAUACACACACACAGAGGCACACACCACACAUACACACACACACAGAUCAUGGCCUUUGGAGAGCAAGGAAUGAAUUAAGACCCCUGGUAGAAGAGAACUUUAUGAGUGAGUGGAUACCAAAAAGAAUGCUGUGAAGUUGGAAAAAGGCACAACAGACGUCAGAGGACAAGAGCUGCUGCUGUCUUUCAAAGGAGAUGGGAUGGUGAUCUCUUACCACCACCCUGUCCUCCAGGGACUCUUCUCACACCAGGAUCCAGAUUGCUGAAGCUGGCCAUGGUGAGGCCGGAUUUGACAUAUAGACAAACCUCCACCAUGACCUCCAGUUGUCAGGGCAACUGCAGCAUUAUCUGUAUGAAAAAGCAUACCCUGCAGAAGGAGUUAUGAGCAGUGCCCUUAUGAGAAGAUUAGAUAUUUAUUCAGAUGUCUCAGAAAGACCACCUAUACAGAGAAAAAACACAUCGGCUUCUGUGAUUUGACUUUGAAAUACGUAAGCUCUUUCUUGUACAGACUGCUCAACAAUAUCAGCUACUCUUCGAAUGGCUACUCAAAGGAAGCACUUGGUGAAAGAUUUCAAUCCUCAUAUUACCUGUUACAUCUGUAAAGGUUAUCUCAUCAAGCCAACUACAGUGACAGAGUGUCUACACACCUUUUGUAAGACUUGCAUAGUCCAACACUUUGAAGAUAGUAAUGAUUGUCCAAGGUGUGGCAAUCAGGUUCAUGAGACCAAUCCAUUAGAAAUGUUACGAUUGGACAAUACAUUAGAGGAAAUUAUAUUUAAGCUGGUUCCUGGACUACGAGAACAGGAACUUGAGCGUGAGACAGAAUUUUGGAAGAAAAACAAGCCUCAAGAAAAUGGACAAGAUGAAACUUCAAAAGCUGACAAACCCAAAGUAGAAGAAGGUGAUGAAAACCAAGAUGAUAAAGACUAUCAUAGAAGUGACCCACAAAUUGCCAUCUGUCUAGAUUGCUUACGUAAUAAUGGGCAGUCAGGGGACAAUGUGGUAAAGGGUUUAAUGAAGAAAUUUAUCCGAUGUUCUACACGUGUGACUGUGGGAACUAUUAAAAAAUUUCUAAGUUUAAAGCUAAAGCUUCCAAGUUCUUAUGAGCUGGAUGUUCUAUGCAAUGGUGAAAUUAUGGGGAAGGACCACACUAUGGAAUUCAUCUAUAUGACAAGAUGGCGACUAAGAGGCGAAAAUUUUCGGUGUCUGAACUGCUCAGCUUCGCAAGUCUGCUCACAGGAUGGCCCUUUUUAUCAGUCUUACCCCAUGGUAUUGCAGUAUCGACCAAGAAUUGAUUUUGGUUAAACCAAAGGGCAUAGAUCCCACCAAGAGGAAUCCUGCACUAUUUGUUUACCCAUCGACAGAUUGCACAAUGAAUGGAUGUGCUGGACUAGGGAGUCACAACUAGAAUUUCAGCAUGCAAAUAAGAACAUUGUCUUUCUUUAAAUUGUCAACUGCAUCUUUGUCAUUUCUAUUGAGAACAAACCAAGUGCCAUUCUGCUACUGAAAUCUCUGCAUAAGAUACCUGUACUGUCCAACCAUUGCAUUUGCAAGUCAUAGCUGAAACCAGUCCAGUGUAUCAUCAAGAUUCAAUCUGCUGACUUUUUUGCUUGCCUAUUCCAAGACUAUACUAAUACCAAUGUUGAUUACACUAGGAAAUGGCAGUGCUCAGUCUUUGUGGUGUUACAGUUUUCACAUAUUUACUAUUUUAUUGAUUAUUGUUUAAAAUAAUAGUACUGUAUGAGAACUUAAUGAUUAUAUCUUGGAAUUAUUUUGUAUUAAAAAUAUACUUAGAAAAGUGGUUACCAUGCCACUGUCUUGUUCUUGUUCAAAAUUCCCAUGUGUACAAGUAGAGUUUCCUCAUGAUAUUGUGUAAGAGUCCUUUUUUUCAGUGAAUGUUAAUUAUUCUUCAGAUAACAUUAAAAUACAAUAUAAUUAUAGUCA